Messenger RNA from Fraxinus pennsylvanica, 387 nucleotides. Lineage: Eukaryota; Viridiplantae; Streptophyta; Magnoliopsida; Lamiales; Oleaceae. The record is from the annotation of a GenBank genome assembly.
AUGGAUUCAACAACAUCUUCGUCAUUGCCAAUUGCGAGUAGAGAUGCCAAGGCUGUGGUGGGGACUAUUUCGGAUUUUGCUCCAUCGGUUACUGCUGGGUUCGCUAAGGAGGCUACCUUGCGCUUCCAAGUGGGGAAGUUCGCGGACUGUCUGAAAGUCUUGAAUGAGCUCUUGCGAUUAAAAAGAGAACGAUCCAAAGUUCCAGGAGGAAAGAAUAGGGAUAGGAAGAACAAACUGCUGGUCGUUCGAGAUAAUGGAAACUCCUUCAAGAUAAUUCCCUCGGGUGAAAGAGACGACCCAACUACUGUGAUAGAGAAGGAAGAGCAAAACAAAACAAGACAAGAUAUGGAGAAGCAUCUUAGGAAAUUAAGAGAUUUUAGCGUUUGA